Caenorhabditis elegans is the source of this 1161-nucleotide messenger RNA. It is a transcript of the gene rnf-126, whose product is annotated as RING-type E3 ubiquitin transferase. The transcript has 5 exons. The record is from RefSeq and is marked reviewed. Gene Ontology annotation, molecular function: ubiquitin protein ligase activity. NCBI's taxonomy places the organism in Eukaryota, Metazoa, Nematoda, Chromadorea, Rhabditida, Rhabditidae. Bases 14 to 928 code for a protein of 304 amino acids.
CUUUUCCCCAGAAAUGCCCCAAUACUAUUGUCACAAUUGUCGUGCCUCGUUUGACAUUGACGAGUCUGCACAAAUUGCAUGUACCAGAUGUCAUGGAGAAUUCGUUGAGAUUGUCAAUCGACCAGCUAUGAUGGCAGCUGCGAUGCCCCAAGGAUUCGGACAAAUGGCAUUCGGACACAUUGCUGAUCUUCUUCGUACUGGAAUUGCUGCAGAAAUUCGUGGAGCUCAACAGCAACACGCUGCUCCACAACAACAGCAACCACAGGGAGCACCACAAGAACCAGAAACUCCACAAGCUGAGCAACCACAACCACGUGCUGCUGCUGGUGGUAGAGAACAACAGCAUACACUUGAAGAAUUUAUUAGAAACAUGUUCAGACCAGAUCCACGUGGAGCCGCCGAAGAAGCCGCCAGUGCUCAGCAGCAGCAGCAGCAACCACAUCCAAAUGUGACAUUCUCAUUCCAAAUGCCCGGUGGAAUUGGUGUUCAGAUUCAUGCACAUACUGCCGGAGGUGGUGGUGGUAACAAUCCAGAUGGAAUGCCAUUUGGGAUGGAAAUUGGGGAACGUGCUGAUUUGGAGUCUGCAAUGCAGGAGAUUCUGGCUCAAUUUCAGGCUGCGGGUGGUGAAGGUGGACAACGUCAAGGUGGAUUCACAGAAGCUGAAGUGAAAGAGUAUCUUCCAAUGAAAAAAGUGACACAGGAGCAUAUUGAUAAUGGAGCACAGUGUACUACGUGUUUUGAUACAUUCAAGUUGGAUGAGGAUGUUGGUGCACUCGACUGUAAUCACAUUUUCCAUCGUCCGUGCAUUGAGCCGUGGCUUAAGACUAAGAAUUCGUGUCCGGUGUGCCGUCAGAAGGUUAAUAUGAAAGAAUGGAAAAAGAAUCAUCUGAAAAAGCUCCAGGAAGCUGAUCUCGAUUCGCUCGACUAGAAGCAGUGAUCACAUCUGCAAACGUGUAAAUUUCUUUCUACUUGUGUACAUUUUCUUCUUCUCCUCUGUUAGCUUUUUUAUGUCUACCUAAAUCAAAACGAACACCAUCUUUCCGUUGUGCGUCUUCUCCAGUCUUGAUUCCAUAAUGUUUUGACCAUUCAUUAAAUACCCAAUUUUUCAUUCAUAAGCGUUAAAUAGAAAUGCUUAAGAAGAAAUAAAUAGUUUUAAAUAAA